UUUCCCCUUUCCCUACGCGCAAUUUCCCCCCUUCCCUACGCGCAAUUUCUCCCGUUUCCUAUGCGCAGUUUCCCCCCUUACCUUAUUUCCAAACACUCCCCUCCUCUCCCUCCACUCUUUUCGCCCUUAUCCCCACACACUACCUCCUCCCUUCCCUCCCUUCUCUCCUUGAACCCUCUUUUCCCUCCCCUCCCCCUUCUACCCUUUCUUCUCAUUUCCUCCUUUCCCCCUCUUCGCCUCUCGUUCCCUCCCUCGCUUCCCCUCUCUCUUCGCUGUUAG
This is a messenger RNA of Closterium sp. Naga37s-1, 279 nucleotides long. Lineage: Eukaryota; Viridiplantae; Streptophyta; Zygnematophyceae; Desmidiales; Closteriaceae. The record is from the annotation of a GenBank genome assembly.